AAAUUAUUAAGGCAAGCUUAUUGUUUUUCCUUUAUCAUAAUAUCGAGACUACUAGAUCUAGAUUCUAGGAUCUAGAUUUACUACUUUUAAGAAUGGCCUUGACUAAUCAGUCUAAGAAACAUUUGAAUUUUCUUCUAGACUCCUUACAAGAACAGCAGGACAACCUUCAAACUCUUGUAAUAAAUUAUGUUAAACAAAUAACCAAACAAACGAGAGAAUGGUUGGGUCAACAAUCUGACAGUCUUCAGCUAACAGAAAUCAUGGCCACAGUAUCGUCUGCUAACUCUGCUUUACUUCAGACCAUAGAGAUUAUAUCCAGAUCUGGCCAACACUUAUAUAUCAAUCAAACAGAGGAAGUAUCAACAAAAACAGCAGAAACAGUAUCAGAACAACAAGAGAGUACAAUGACCCAACCUGUUUCAGAAGAUUCUCUUUCCUUUAUAAAAUCAAGACUGGAUUCAGUUGAAAAAUCUAUUUUUGAACUAAAAGAAACAACUCUAGCUAUUCAAUCAGAACAGUUGGAUAUACAUGAAUGGAAAACUAAUAUUGGGAGAAAAGUUACUAAACUUUCUAAAAGACAAAAACAGGAUCAAAAUAACAUUGAAAAAACAAUGGAGAUGCAAGAAGAUGUGCAAGCAUUAAAUGAUAAUAUCACUGAGUUCAAAAGCAGGAUGAAAUAUUUAACUUUAUCAGUGUCGAAGAAUGAUGAGAAUGUAAAAAAAGAGAUCAAAUCACUAUCAGAGAAGACAGAGAGUUACAUCAAGGUGACAGAUAAAACUGCAGGUUUUGUGGCCAAAUUGCUUGAAAAAGAUACUACAGAUGUCAUCACAGAGAAGUUGGACAAGUUAAAUUUACAGUAUGGUGUUAUGUGUAACAUUGUGCAGCAGAGACUGACACCCAUAGAAAAGAUGGUCAAAUGUUACCAGUUAGGUCCUACAAUUAGAGGAGAGAAUUCAAGGAAGCUUCAAGAUCUGAAAACUGAAUUUUCACAUAUGAGUGAAGAAUUGCAAUCUUUAUCACUCCACAUAACAAAAACGGAACCCAAGAAGUCAGAACCCACCACAUCCAGUGCUAAACAUAAGAAAAGGAAAUCAGCAACGAAGGCAGAUGACAUUGAGGACCCAUUUAUGGACGAUGAAGGAUUUGCCAAAACAUUUCAAGAAGAAGAAAUAGGCCUGAGAAGUAGGAGAGCUGGAAAAGAGAUGGAAAAAGACCCAGAUGAGAAGAAGAAACCAUCGCUCUAUUUUCGCCCGUGCCAUUUGUCUGAUCAGUUAGCUGCUGUUGUGGGAAAAAAUGAGAUGCCAAGGCUGGAGGUUGUGAAGACUUUGUGGUCUAUAGUGAAGGAGAGGAAUCUUCAGGAUCCUAAUGACAAAAAAUAUAUGUUGUGUGACGAACAGAUGGAACAUCUGUUUGGAUCAAAGAGAAUUAAGCUGUUUGCAAUGAUGGACUAUUUACAGGAACAUAUAACUGAUAUUCCUUACACCCAUCACCCUAAAGACCCUCCAGGAUUUUCCGCUUCCCUCUACCUAGGUGACCAGCCGACACAGUCUCCUGUAAUAGCCAACUUCACCUGGGUCUCCCACACCUGCCCAUAUUUUAACCCUCUAACUGGCAUAUUCACUGCACCAGUCCCAGGCUUGUACUUCACAAGCCUAGCUGUCAGACUGGAGGAAGCCAGCAAGAUAUGGGUUAAACUGGUCAGACAACAGGGCAUCACCAGGAAGGAGCUGAUAUCCGUGUUUUGUGAAUCGCAAGGCACGACGGGCUCCAACACCUGCUUGAUACACAUGAAUGUGGGCGAUCUUUUGUUUUUGAGGUUGGUCAGUAAAGAAGAAAAAAUUCCUGGGACACUUUACUUUAUAGCUUUUAGGAUUGGUUAA
Messenger RNA from Physella acuta, 1880 nucleotides. RefSeq lists its product as uncharacterized. The record is from RefSeq and is a predicted model, not a curated record. NCBI's taxonomy places the organism in Eukaryota, Metazoa, Mollusca, Gastropoda, Physidae. Gene Ontology annotation, molecular function: protein binding.